AUGUACAAUAAAGGUACUACUGCGCCUCAUUCAAUUCGAAAUGCUUUGCAUACUUCCGGCCUUAUGCCAUUUGCUGUAGAAAGCGUCGAUCAACAAAAGAAGAGAGCUUUAGCUCAAUUAAGAUCUAAGAAUACUGAUUUAGAAAAAUACAUUUUUCUUGCAUGGCUUAGAAAUACUAAUGUUAGCUUAUUUUAUCGUAUUGUUAUUGGUGAAUUGGAGGAAAUUACUCCCCUUAUCUACACUCCAACUGUCGGUACCGCCUGUUUGGAAUACUCUCAUAUUUCUCCUUUCCUUGCCCCACCAGGAAUACCAGACGGUCUUUAUCUUUCUUUAAAUGAUCUUCCAAAUUUAACCCAAAUAAUCAAAACCUAUCGUCCAUAUCCAUACGACGAUACUUUAACUCCACAAAUUGCUGUGAUUACUGACGGAUCAAGAAUUUUGGGAUUGGGUGAUUUGGGUGUAAAUGGUAUGGGGAUUCCCGUCGGAAAACUUCAAUUGUACGUUGCGGCAGCAGGAAUUGAUCCUCGACGUACUUUGCCAAUCACUCUUGAUCUUGGUACUAAUAAUGAAAAGAAUUUAAAAGAUGAGUUCUACCUCGGUCUUCGAAGUAAGAGGGUAGAUGACGAUCAAUUUUAUUCGUUCGUAGAUGCUGUCAUGAAAUCAUUGCUUAAAGUUUAUCCCGAACUGUUGAUUCAAUUCGAAGAUUUCUCAUCUGAACAUGCAUUUGAUUUAUUGUCCAAAUAUCGAGAAAAUACUUUCUGUUUUAAUGAUGAUAUUCAAGGAACAGGAGCUGUUGUUUUAUCUGGUUUUAUCAAUGCUGUAAAACUUGUAGAAAAGGAUGUUCAUCCAACAAAACAUCGAUUAUUGUUUUUCGGUGCUGGAUCCGCUGGUGUUGGUGUUGCCAAACAACUCCUUGAAUUUUUCAAGGUAGAACAUGGAAUGUCUGAAGAGGAAGCAAAGAGAUUGGUUUGGUUGGUAGACACAAAGGGUCUUGUAACAUUAGACCGUGGUGACAAUUUGGCUAAACACAAAGUAUAUUUUGCCCGUGAUGAUAAUGAUGGAAAUCAAUUUAAAACUCUUGAAGAAGUUAUAGAAUAUGUCAAACCAACUGCACUUAUAGGAUUAUCAUCAACAGGCGGAGUAUUUAAUGAAAAAAUUAUUAAUAGAAUGGCUGAAUUAAAUAAAAACCCAAUUAUCUUCCCAUUAUCGAAUCCAAAGGUUAAUGCCGAAUGUACUUUCGAAGAUGCAAUGAAGGGGACGGACAAUCGUGUGAUAUUCGCUUCCGGUACAGCAUUCCCUGAAUAUACUGUACCAGAAACUGGUAAAACUAAAUAUCCGGGACAAGGAAAUAAUAUGUAUAUUUUCCCUGGUUUAGGUUUAGGUGCAAUUCUUGCUAAGCCAAAAGUCAUCACUGAUAAACAAAUAUAUAUAUCUGCAUCUGCAUUAUCUACUUCGUUAACCGAGGAGGAAAAAUCAUUAGAACUUCUUUAUCCUGUUGUAAGUCGUAUUCGUCAUGUAUCAGCUCAAGUUGCAGCUGCUGUAAUUGUCGAAACGGUGGAAGAAGGUUUAGCACGUGAUAAACAAAUUAUUGAGAUGGUACAAAAUGAUAUUGAAGUAUUGAAAACUCGAAAAGGAAAAGAAUGGGAUAAUUUGGUUAAAUUUGUUCAAGAAAAUAUGUGGGAUCCUGAUAGUGAAAAAUUCUUCAAUACUGAAGAACUUUUGAGUAAAAGUAAAAUGUAA
This is a messenger RNA of Rhizophagus irregularis DAOM 181602=DAOM 197198, 1740 nucleotides long. RefSeq lists its product as uncharacterized. Gene Ontology annotation, biological process: pyruvate metabolic process; malate metabolic process. Lineage: Eukaryota; Fungi; Glomeromycota; Glomeromycetes; Glomerales; Glomeraceae. Gene Ontology annotation, cellular component: mitochondrion. The record is from RefSeq and is a predicted model, not a curated record. Gene Ontology annotation, molecular function: NAD binding; malate dehydrogenase (decarboxylating) (NAD+) activity.